Molecule: messenger RNA, 1683 nt
Organism: Paraphaeosphaeria sporulosa
Lineage: Eukaryota; Fungi; Ascomycota; Dothideomycetes; Pleosporales; Didymosphaeriaceae
Exons: 3
Coding region: 1-1683 (560 amino acids)
Source: RefSeq, a predicted model, not a curated record
AUGGCACACGGCAACAGCGUUAGCAGCGCCCUCGAAGCCGUGAGCAUCUGUCCACGGCAGCAAUAUCGGCGGCCUGUCAAGGAGCUAAGCUUUGAGGUCGCCAGCCACGUCCGGGCAUAUCUAGACCACCAAAGCUAUGAGCAGGCCUACAUAUUUCUGCACUCGCUCGUCGCUGCCGGCACCUCCAUUACAGUCCCCGCGAGGCCGUACGCGGGUUUGCUAGCUCCACCGUCGCAAUUAGCUCUCGCUUCCACGCUCAUCGUCUAUCCUCACAUCACUACCAGAGCGCGCUCCGCCGAAGCCAUCAAGGGGUCUGAUGCUGCCCUCAAAUAUCUACGCUGUGUGCAAGACACGGUUGAUCUGUCCGCUGAGAGUCUCAAGACGCUUCGAACCGCCUUCACCUUCACCGAUUCACGACGACGAACCAAUAUUUACAGCCCACUCAACACCCCCUCCUCCAACCGAGCCUUCGAUGUCGAGCAGCUCAACGAUGUUGCAGCCAAUGCUAAGAGCCUUUGGAGGUGCGCAGAGGACUUUUGGCACGUCGUCGGCUGGGCAUUCAAUUGCUCCGUCAAACACAGGAAGCGCUGGGAGCGCUGGAGACUUUGGCUAGACACCAUGCUGAGCUUCCUAGAGGUCGAAUGGGAUCACUGCAAUAAGAACGGUGGUCCGUUGCAAGAUACCCUCGCAUGGCAGUACAUUUGCAGCCAAGAGCCUCUUGCCGGAAACACAAGGAAGCGUAUCCUUCGCGCAACAUUUGCUACUGGCGAUCCACCGUCACUCAACGAAUUUGCCGAAGUGUGGGUUAAAGAAACCUUGGAUCCAAAGACAACGGACACGAAGAGACACUCGGGCGUCGUUGAUUUCGAGAUAGGUGACAUUGGUGACUACGCGAGUGAGGACGAAGAUGUUGACAUGGAAAACGCGCUGCGGUCGACUGUAAAAGGACGCAAAGCAAGGAAUGCCUCGAAGAUUCUAGAUGCUGCCUUACCCCCAUUAGAGGAGGCCACCAUACCCGCCUACGAUGCUGCUGUUGACAGACUAGGAGGAAUGGAUGCCGUAAACCUUCGUCAGCGUCUAGUGUUAUUGCUUUCCAAGGUUGCCAGAGAACUCCCCAAGAACUUCACUUCCGUCGAGGGUCUCUUUGAUACGCUUGCCUUACAACUGAGAUAUUUUCCGGUGUUCGUGUUGAACUUGCUAAUCACGACGUCACGACUCUCCCCGGCUGACCAAGUAGCGCUCAACGUGACCAUCUUCUCCGCCCUAACAUCCGAGAAAUACAUCAAUUACACGAAUAGAAUGCCUACACAGAACGAGUUUGAGCAGCUUCUGCUUCCGUAUCGUGCACGGACACAAAGCUUUGCCGAGAACGCCAAAGUGUCGCUCGUUCUCGAGCAAAUAUUCAUGUCUAUGAUGGAACCAUUGCGUCUUGAACCUACGAAGGCGUUGCGCAAAUCAGUGGAGGUUGGCAUCAAAGAACGGAGCAAUGUCAAAGGCAGGAAAGAAAACGUCGAGGAAGACGCGGGCGAGGAAGUGCUGAUGACGAGCUCCAAGCGGCUACACGGUCUGGUACAGGUGCUCAGUGUGUUAAAAGGCGCAAUCCCGAUUAGAGAAAGCCCGCGGAAGAAAAGUACGUCUAUCGUUAUACACUCCAGAAACAUCCAAAUUUCGGCCGGCAAAUAG